Molecule: messenger RNA, 2326 nt
Organism: Tuber aestivum (summer truffle)
Lineage: Eukaryota; Fungi; Ascomycota; Pezizomycetes; Pezizales; Tuberaceae
Source: the annotation of a GenBank genome assembly
GACCUCCUCCUGUCUCUCGUUUUGGCGUUGUCCGUUUGAAACCCUUUACGGUACUGGUUUGGCGGCAUUCUAUACAGUACACUCGUUUGCCUCUUUUGACAUUGUCCUCCUCCCUUUUUCCCCCAUAUCACACUCUCUCACUCCUUCCUCGUCAUCCGCGGCUACGUGGGCUGGGCAGCAUCGUACAUAGCUGGCGUGGUUAACAACUUGUAUCCGGAGAAUUUUGUCUCCGUCAUUCUCUAACAGCAGCACACUACACUCACUUAUCCUUCUCCCGACGCUCUAUUCUCUGCCUCUGACCGUGAUUGUUUCGCCAAACUCUCUACCGGACUCGGCGUCACCUGACAAGGUUAGCUUCGAAUCCCCUUUCUCUAUCCAUAUGCCACCUAUUAGGAGACACUCUCCCUCAAUGUCAUGGCAAGAGUCUAAAGUAUUUUACCCUGUGGAUAUUUAGUACAUUCCUUUGGCCCUUCGAUAAUUGGUUCCGCGAUUCCCGUUCCGAUUUUUUUUUUUUCUUUUCCGUCGGGCUACCGGUGAUUCUGUUGGCCCUGGGCAGGUCAACUUAAUACCUUGCUCACUAGCACUGAUAUAUCACCAUGUUACCGAGUUCAACCCAGCACCGGGUCUGGGGCACCACAUCAUUGCCCGAGAUGGGAGAAACAUGCAAACAUACCUGUGGGCAAAACCAUGAGCGAAAACAUCAAUUUCGCCAGCGUGUGCAUGGGAGGUACUUGUGGAUACAGCUUUGUGUUCUCCUCAUCUUCAUGGUCUGUGGGGGGGGCCGAGCUUUGGAAGUCGAAUAUUGUUCGAACGUCAAUACUGGAUCCUCCUACUCGGCAGGCAUGUCACCCCUUUUGCCAGCCCUCGUGGAAGAACCCUUCUAAUGGUCGGGGGAUAUAGCGACUGAGAUGUUCCAGAGCCAUGGUCUUUGUUAUGACACCUGUAAAGCCAAAUAUGCAUUUGCCGUUGUCCAGGGAUUGAGAUGCUGGUGCUCCGACUAUGUUCCAGCUUCGACCACUACUGGGUGCGAUGAAAUUUGCCCUGGCUAUGGCUCGGAGAGUUGUGGGAAUACUAAAAAAGGUCUAUAUGGGUAUAUUUCUCUUCCAAAUGCUCCUAAGGGAACAGCAGGCGGCUCAUCAACGGUGAGGGCAUCCGAUUCUCCAGUUCCUAAUCUUUUGAAUUUUUCUCUUUCUCCAUCUCCUUUCAUCUCCACGGCUAUUGGGGGAAACCCCGGACCCACUACUACUGUUAUUGUAUGAUUUUGAGGAUGUGGUUGCGGUUGUAGUUCCCGUCGCGGAACGUGCCGCGGUUAAGAAACUGGUCAAGGAGCAUCUGCAUUUUUGAUAUAAUCUAUAUAUUUGGUUUCGUUUUCGUCUGCUUUUUCUUUUUUUUCUUUUCCAAGCCCUCCUUUUUCCUCUCUCUCUGUUUUCCCCCGUUUGAUUGGUUUGCUGAUACCCGGUCUUCAGACCACUUCCCAGUCCACCUCUUCGUCCAGCAUGACGAGUUCUCCCACUUCAACUUCAGCUCAGUCUACCUCAACCGGAGCUACUUCUACACCGUCUGUAAGCAUUGUGACUUCAGUCGGCGGCUACAAAACUGUAACACUCGCUCCCACCGAGCAAACACCGGCACCAACACAACGGGUGCCAACCUCGGAUUCCUCUAAUGGGAACUUUUUUUCAAAGCCUGGGCGAGUUGCGGGAUUGUUUGUUGGUCUUGCUCUGGGAAUCAUUCUCAUCGUCGCUGCACUCUUGUUCUUGUGUUACCGACGGAACAGGCAGAGAGCUACUUUCAAUAGCGUCGGCUCUGGCAGUGCAACGAUGGCGGCUGUUGCUGGAGGGGGCGUAUUUAGCGGACGGAGGAGAUCUCGCUCCCUGAGCACUUUGGGGCUCAUAGGGGAGAAGGGAGGAACAGCUAUGAAUACCACCCCAACUUCGACUGCGAACAACUUCUCUGGGCUGCCUACGGUCGAGGCAGGCAAAUCGGCAACCACCGCCCAGACGCCUGGCCGCUUAAUAGACCAACGACUUGACCCUAACCAAAUAUAUCUGCGCUAUGACCCGGACACCGGCAGCUCGCGGAUGAGUGUAAGGAGCUUAAGAGAUGAUACUGAUUACUCGAGGAGGGUGUUGCGGGUGAGUGUCAAUAGGUCUCAGUUAAAUAUAUAUUAUAGGACUUGGCGCUGACAUCCGUAUCUAGCUUGCAAAUCCCGACGACUAAUCAGCCACAGGCGUUCAUUGAGAAAAAGAGGUUUUGCAUUCAUGUAAUGAAUUUGGGUACUUUCUGUUCUAAGCUUGGAUCCAGGUGGCUAAAACGGGGUGCAUAG